UCUAUUUAUUUUUUUAACCACGUGAGAUGGUCUAACAAAUGUUCGGCUCUUGUUUCAUCCACAAAUUCGUUUUUCUUCCGUUAUGUAUUCAACUCAAGAAUUGGAACUCUUUCCUGAUCGUACUGUAACUCAGUUGCUAUUCAAAGAUGUCAGAAACGCCGCAGAAUUGAGGAAAAAUGUCAUGGAAGGAAAGAUUCAUGGUGCCUUGAUAAACCCGUCUAUGAUAGUGAACCCCUUCCAAGUUCUAGUGGCAGCAAACAAGGCAGUCCAUUUACAUAGCACGAAGACAAGGAGCUUAUAUUCCGAAAUCAUCUACAACCUUUCACCCACUAAUAAUAUUUCAGAGGCUUUCAAGAGGUUUGGGAUAUCAGACAGUGAUAGUGCUCUUCUCGUAGUUCUGGUCCAUCCCAAAGAGGAGACGCAGCACAUGAGUGACAUCAUUGCCAAGGUGGACAGACAACAGAUUCCAGUUGAAGAUGUCUCCAUGUUGACCGACCCUGCUAAGAUCAAAAAGAGUAUGGACAUCUGCUAUAUUGGAAAGAGGACAUUAAAGGAUUUCAUUCUAGAGUAUUUAGAGCCGAAACCGGCAAACUUUGUCUCCAUUGAGGAUGGGAAAAUCAUGUCUGAACGUAAAGGUUGGUUCACCCUGACUCUAGGCCAAAGGGCUAGGGUUGGUUGGCUAGGAGAGGGGCAGAGGGACGCAUGGUUUGUUGUGGACAAGGACAUCACUACUGGAGAAGUGUUUGUGGGUCCGACCACCAAGCACCCGGCUCUAUUCAGAGACGAGGUACGAACAGAUCGUUUCCAUUGGAUAACAGAGGACCCUCCCACUGAGCUGAUCCAGACUAAGAUGGAGUGUCUCUUCCGCUUCAUCCACCAGAUGCCUCUCACUCCUUGCACUGUGACCUUGAACAUGAAUGGCUCUGUGUGGAUCAUGCUGUCUCAGUCAAUCAGAGCACUCACACCAGGACAGGAGGGCCUCACAGAGCACACACUCCAACAGGGACGAGACCACAUGAAGGAAGCCCCUGUGGCCAAGGAGAGGACUCCGGAACCAGCCAGCUGAGCCUAAGAAAGACUUCAUAGGCCCAUUAUCAAUAUGGACCUAACCUUACCUUCCAGACUUCAGUCACACCGCUGAUGGACAAGACUACUGUACUUCCACAGGCCUUAUCCCAUUCUCUGAACCACUACUGUAGAACAGAAGAGAACACUGAUCAUGCUUUUGGGCCUGUCCACUCAUCAAAAAAACACACACUCAAAAACUUCCUCUGUACUGUUGCGCUCAGUUGAUACUUCUUCCUAUUAUGGUACUUGUGAUGUACAGUAUUAUUUGAUAGUGUGGACUGUGUAAAAUCAUAUACAUGGUAAUUCAUUGUCUUAUUUAUUUAUUUGGACAGAUUAUUAGAAAAUGUGAAAUGCAUAUUUAAAAAAUGAUGGCUUUUGUUAAAAUCCAAACAAACAGUGCCUUUUUUCUUUCACCGAAACACAUUUAGCAUGGAAUUGCAUUCUUUUGAACUACUGUGUAAAAUAUACCAUAUUUAAAUAUGGCCAGCAGAAAACCUCACUGAUAAGAGCGUCUGCUAAAUGACUUAAAUGUAAAUGUAAAUGUAAAUCCAGUUAAUGUAUUGUCACUUUACAUCUGUUUCCCGUCCUCUUCCACUCUCUCCAAAAGGGGGCGAACACGCAUAAGUUAUACUGAGUCUUCUAAACUUUUUCCUAUGCACUCUUUCUGGUGUUUAAAAUAACAGUAUUGAUGUUAUACCAGGUGGAAUGUAUAGGUAACUGCCUAAAUAAUGGAAACACUGGAGUAAAUGAUGGAUACAAAGUAUAUUGAAAGCAGGUGCUUCCGCACAGGUGUAGUUCCGGAGUUCAUUAAGCAAUUAACAUCACAUGAUGCUUAGUGUGUAUAAAAUGCUGGGCAGCCCAUUAUUUUGACUGCCAUGGCUAUGCCCCCAUAGGAUGGCAAUGCCCCCGUCCACAGGCCACGAGUAAUCACAAUGGUUUGAUGAGCAUGAAAAUGAUCUAAACUAUAAGCCAUGGCUGUCACCAGAUCUGAACCCUUAUGGGAGAUUCUGGAGUGGUCCCUGAGACAGCGUUUUCCACCACCAUCAACAAAACACCAAUUUAUGGAAUUUCUUGUGGAAGAAUGGUGUCACA
Messenger RNA from Oncorhynchus gorbuscha (pink salmon), 2160 nucleotides. RefSeq names its product mitochondrial tRNA-specific 2-thiouridylase 1-like. Gene Ontology annotation, molecular function: sulfurtransferase activity. Gene Ontology annotation, biological process: telomere maintenance via recombination; tRNA threonylcarbamoyladenosine modification. NCBI's taxonomy places the organism in Eukaryota, Metazoa, Chordata, Actinopteri, Salmoniformes, Salmonidae. The record is from RefSeq and is a predicted model, not a curated record. Gene Ontology annotation, cellular component: cytosol; EKC/KEOPS complex; nucleus.